Papaver somniferum (opium poppy) is the source of this 1224-nucleotide messenger RNA. RefSeq lists its product as uncharacterized. The transcript has a single exon. NCBI's taxonomy places the organism in Eukaryota, Viridiplantae, Streptophyta, Magnoliopsida, Ranunculales, Papaveraceae. The record is from RefSeq and is a predicted model, not a curated record. Gene Ontology annotation, molecular function: RNA-DNA hybrid ribonuclease activity; nucleic acid binding. The coding region runs from base 1 to 1224 and encodes 407 amino acids.
AUGGUGAGUGCUGUUGCUAAUAAUGCUCGGCAGGUGCAGGGAGAACAUGCUCAGAAUUUGGCCAGGGCUGGAGUUGAUCUUAAUAAUCUGCCAGUUUUGCAAGGUGGAACUGACACCAGAGUUUGGAUGCCAGAUUUAAAUGGUAAAUUCAAUGUACGAUCAGCAAAACAGCUUGUGAGGAAGCAAUAUCCAGUCUUGGAGGUUUAUGGCCUGUUGUGGAGGAAGGCUAUUCAUCCAAAGUUAGCUUUGGAUAACUGGAAAAUAAUAAGGGAGGCUUGUGCUACGUCUGACAAGGUUAGGAGCAGGUUUAAAAUUGAGCUGGCAAACAGAUGUUACCUGUGCAAAGCUGAAGAGGAAUCCUUAGAGCAUAUUUUGUGGAGCUAUUCUUAUGCUACACACAUUUGGGAGUGGAUUUCAGGUAUUUUCAACCUUCGGCCUUACUAUGAUAUUGUUACUGGUUACAAGUCUGCUAAAGGAAGAAGUAGGAUUGUUAAGGAUUUAUGGCUUUUAUCUAUUUUGGUCAUUCGUUCGGAGUUGUGGCAGACUAGAAACCUUGGAUAUUUUGAGAACAAAACAGUUACAAUUCAUUUUUUCAAGCAGCGAAUCUUUCAUUUGAUUCAUGAUUACUCAGUGCGUUUGAAAAGCUUUAUGCACAACACAACGUCAGAUUUGGAGAUCCUGAAUUUUUUCCGUGUAAAGCAUAGAGAGGUGAAGCAAACUAUGCCAGUCGAAUGUUUUUGGAUCCCUCCAGGCAGGGACGAGCUACUUUUGUGUUGUGAUGGCGCAGCCAAAGAAAAUCCUGGUGUUGCAGGUGCAGGGGUUAUUGCUCGUGAUCAUGAUUGUAAUUUUGUAGGGGCUAUGAGCAUUGGCCUGGGUAGAACAACUAACUUCUUGGCGGAGAUUUAUGUUGUGAUAGUUGGGCUGGAAUGGGCUAGGAAGUGGGAUUUUAGAAGAAUUUUAAUUCGCUCGGAUUCAAUGGGAGCGAUUAAAGCUUUUUCAGAUUCUAAUAUUCCUUGGUUUGCUAGGAAACGGUGGAGAAGUAUUCAACAGAGUUAUAAUUCAAUUCGGUUUGUUCACACUUAUCGUGAAGCAAAAUUUGUUGUUGAUUCCAUGUCCAAAAGAGGUUGUCUUCUUAGAAAUGGUGAAGGAUUGAAUUAUGAUGAGAGACCAUAUUUUCUAUAUUCUUUAGAAUUUCCUGAUGUCUGUUAUUUCAGAUUUAAUUAA